AUGAAACUGUUCACUUCAAAGGAAUCAGCCAUUGCUAUGGCUUUGGCCUUUUCUGCUUGUAUCGACCAAGCUGCCUCUUUCGCUCUGCCAUUUGGAUUAGGUAAAAAACGUGUCGUCAGCGAACUAGAGAUCCCUCAUGGGAAACAUGCAAAAGCACAACAACCAGGUGCCUCAAAUGAAUCCCAAGGUUUUGUCAGAUACCAUUUCGAUAAAUUGGUUGGUGACUCCUUCGAAAACGCUUCAAAUAAAAAUAAAAGAUACGCAAACAUUGUCAAAAGAGAUAACGGUGUCGAAGAAGUAGAAAUUAUGAAUCAAUCGAAUUUCUAUUCCGUCUCUUUAUCCAUUGGUUCCAACGCUCAAAACGUUACUGUAUUGCUAGAUACCGGUUCCUCUGACUUAUGGGUCACUGGCUCAAAUAACCCUCUAUGUUCAAGAGGUGAUAGUAAUAGUGAUGCUGUGGAUUGUGCUAAAUUUGGUACUUUUAACCCUUCCACUUCAGACACUUGGAGUUCAAAUGAAACCUCUUUCUCGAUUUCAUACGCUGAUUCUUCCUACGCUUCUGGUACAUGGGGUCAAGAUACUUUGAAAUUACAAGAUUUAGACGUGACAGGUUUAUCCUUCGCGGUCGCAAAUUACACCAACUCUACUGUCGGUGUCUUGGGUAUUGGUUUGCCUUCUUUGGAAGUCACUUACUCAGGUUCAAACAAUGUCGCAGGUACCAGAUACCAAUAUGAAAAUUUCCCAUUGUUGUUGAAAAAUUCAGGUGCAACUAAAGCAAACGCAUAUUCUUUGUAUUUGAAUGAUCUAGACUCAAGAACUGGUUCUGUAUUAUUCGGUGGUGUCGAUCACAAUAAAUAUUCAGGUACAUUAUACACUAUUCCUCUGGUCAACACUUUAAGAGCUGCUGGUUUCUCCCAACCUGUUGAAUUCGACGUCACUUUACAAGGUAUGGGUAUUUCCGAUGACGAACAUGGUAACGUCACUUUAACUACAACUAAGAUCCCAGCUUUAUUGGAUUCAGGUACUACUUUGGUUUACUUGCCAUCAGCAUUGGUAAGUUUAAUUGCAGACGAAUACGAUGCUGUUUACAACUCAAGAACUGGUUACUAUGUUAUGAACUGUCCAGAUUCUGACGAGGAUAGUCAAAUCGUCUUCGAUUUCGGUGGUUUCCACAUUAGUACUAACUUGACUACCUACAUUAUCCAAGCUGUUGGUGGAAUUUGUGUAUUAGGUAUCUUGCCUCAAUCUUCAGGUACUGCCAUCUUGGGUGACUCUUUCCUACAACAUGCUUACGUUGUUUACGAUUUAGAUAACUUGGAAAUUUCCAUGGCUCAAGCUAGUUUUGAAACAGAUGACGAAAACGUUGAAGUUAUCAGCUCUAGUAUUCCAAGUGCUGUUAAAGCCCCAGGUUACUCAAGUACAUGGUCCACCUUUUCUUCCAUUUCUUCAGGUGGUAAUAUCUUUACUGUAGAUGUUAAUACAGCUUCCGCAUCAUCCUCAGGAUCUAGUGCCACUUCCUCUGCCUCUUCUGGUUCAGGUGCCGCUUCUGGUUCAACUUCAAGUGGUACCGCUAGAUCAAGCUCUUCCGCCAAUUCUGGCCAAACUACAUCCAGGGCUGCUUCCACCACCACUCGUUCUUCUUCUUCUUCGAGAAGUAGUUCAAGCACAUCUAGAUCAGGUUCUGGUACAUCUAAUGAUGCCAUGCACAUUGCAGCUGCUCCAUCAUUGUUUGUUUUCAUCGCUUCAUUAUUAACUAUGGUCUUUUAA
This is a messenger RNA of Vanderwaltozyma polyspora DSM 70294, 1767 nucleotides long. Its product is annotated as pepsin-like aspartic protease. Lineage: Eukaryota; Fungi; Ascomycota; Saccharomycetes; Saccharomycetales; Saccharomycetaceae. The record is from RefSeq and is a predicted model, not a curated record. Gene Ontology annotation, biological process: proteolysis. The coding region runs from base 1 to 1767 and encodes 588 amino acids. Gene Ontology annotation, molecular function: aspartic-type endopeptidase activity. The transcript has a single exon.